AUGGCCAAGUCCUUUCGAUUCGUUCAAAGCGAGAACAUCGCCACCAGAGAAGCCCACACCGUCAACGCCGUCGAAGUCGAAGUCCUCCAAGACAACUACCGCAUCGAAACCAUCCGCGCCGUCAAAAACCAGCACACCUUCCGCGUCAAAGCCAGAGAAUCAGAAAAAUCGAAAUCUGAAAAGGCCGAGAAGUCGUCUAAAUCGGAGAAGAAGUCAAGUUCGCGACCGAAGACACCACCGACACCCAAAGCCGCCGCGCCACCAAAGAAAGCUCCAGAACCCAAGCCCUCCACCCCGUCACGCAAGAAGACCGAGUCGAAACCCGCGCCCAAACCUAAAGAAGCCUCGCGCCCUAAGCUUGAUGCUCGCACCUCCUCGUCGCGACCAAAGAUGGAGCGAACGUCCUCUUCCUCUUCCCUCGAAGACGACGAAUACAGCGAUCUACGCGCCGCCUGUCUCCGCGAAGCAUCCAACGUGACGGGUCUCAAAGGCAAGAACCUAGCGAUCUCGCUGCGUCAGCGCUCUUCUGGCGGCUGGUACGCAGCGCUGAAAGAUGUUGGUGCGGAUAAAUACUUGAAGAUGUGGAUGAAUCGCGAUAAGACUUUCAAGACGCAAGAUGAGGCGCUAGAGGCAUAUUUGGUGUUUGUUAAGAAGAUGAACACCGACAUGAAGCUCUUUGGACCCAUGAGCCCCAAACUUGGAUCUGGGAAGAGCAAGGGCUUCUUCUAG
Messenger RNA from Alternaria arbusti, 729 nucleotides. RefSeq lists its product as uncharacterized. Bases 1 to 729 code for a protein of 242 amino acids. NCBI's taxonomy places the organism in Eukaryota, Fungi, Ascomycota, Dothideomycetes, Pleosporales, Pleosporaceae. The record is from RefSeq and is a predicted model, not a curated record. The transcript is spliced from 2 exons.